Messenger RNA from Propithecus coquereli (Coquerel's sifaka), 3615 nucleotides. RefSeq names its product RPGRIP1-like (gene RPGRIP1L). Gene Ontology annotation, biological process: retinal rod cell development; non-motile cilium assembly. The record is from RefSeq and is a predicted model, not a curated record. Gene Ontology annotation, cellular component: photoreceptor connecting cilium. Lineage: Eukaryota; Metazoa; Chordata; Mammalia; Primates; Indriidae. The transcript is spliced from 24 exons. Gene Ontology annotation, molecular function: thromboxane A2 receptor binding.
AUGUCUGGUCCAGCCGAUGAGACUGCAGGAGACCUGCCUGUGAAAGAUACAGGUCUAAACCUCUUUGGAAUGGGAGGGUUACAAGAAACUUCAGCACGGACCAUGAAGUCUCGCCAGGCAGUGUCACGUGUCAGUCGUGAGGAACUGGAAGACAGAUUUUUGCGUUUGCAUGAUGAAAACAUUUUACUUAAACAGCAUGCCCGCAAGCAAGAGGAUAAAAUUAAAAGAAUGGCCACCAAGUUAAUACGGCUAGUUAAUGACAAGAAAAGAUAUGAGCGGGUUGGUGGCGGCCCCAAGCGGCUGGGACGAGAUGUGGAAAUGGAAGAAAUGAUUGAGCAGCUGCAAGACAAAGUUCAUGAGCUUGAAAGACAAAAUGAAGUCCUCAAAAACAGACUAAUUUCUGCCAAACAGCAACUUCAAAUCCAGGGUUACAGGCAAACUCCAUACAAUCACAUACAAUCUCGUAUUAACACUGGGCGUAGAAAAGCGAAUGAAAAUGCAGGUUUACAGGAAUGUCCCAGGAAAGGUAUAAGAUUCCAAGACAUAGAUGUAGCAGAAACACUACAACCAAUGCUUACAAAAUACGACAACAGUUUACUUGAAGAAGCCAGAGGAGAAAUAAGAAAUUUAGAAAACGUUAUUCAGUCACAGAGAGGCCAGAUAGAAGAGUUAGAGCACUUGGCCGAGAUCCUGAAAACUCAGUUGAGGAGAAAAGAAAAUGAAAUUGAGUUAUCUCUUCUUCAGCUUCGAGAACAGCAGGCUACAGAUCAAAGGUCAAAUAUUCGGGAAAAUGUAGAAAUGAUUAAGCUUCAUAAACAACUAGUGGAAAAAAGCAAUGCUCUUUCAGUAAUGGAAGGAAAAUUUAUUCAGCUUCAAGAGGUAUUGUAAACUCUCAGGAUCAGCCAUGAUGCCUUGGUGGCAAAUGGAGAUGAGUUAAAUAUGCAACUUAAAGAGCAGCGUUUAAAAUGCUGCAGUCUUGAGAAACAAUUACAUUCUAUGACAUUUUCUGCAAGAAGAGUAGAAGAGCUGCAGGAUAGAAUUAAUGAUUUAGAAAAGGAACGGGAACUUUUAAAGGAAAAUUAUGAUAAACUAUAUGACAGUGCCUUCAGUGCUGCCCAUGAAGAGCAAUGGAAGUUAAAGGAACAGCAGCUUAAAGUACAGAUUGCUCAGCUUGAGACUGCCUUGAAAUCUGAUUUAACAGACAAAAAUGAAAUCCUUGACAGAUUAAAAACUGAAAGAGACCAAAAUGAGAAACUCAUUCAAGAGAAUAGAGAACUACAGUUACAAUAUCUGGAACAAAAGCAACAACUUGACGAACUUAAAAACCGCAUGAAGUUUUACAACCAGGAGAGUGAUAUUAAUGUUGAUGAGUUGAGUGAAGCUCUCCUGCUUAUAAAGGCUCAAAAAGAACAAAAAAGUGGAGACCUUUCCUUUUUAGAGAAAGUAGACAGUAAAAUUAAUAAAGAUCUAGAACGCUCCAUGAGAGAGCUGCAAGCAACUCAUGCAGAAACAGUGCAAGAACUUGAAAAGACAAGAAACAUGCUAAUUAUGCAACAUAAAAUUAAUAAAGAUUAUCAGAUGGAGGUUGAGGCAGUUACCCAUAAGAUGGAAAAUUUGCAGCAAGAUUAUGAACUCAAAGUAGAACAAUACGUUCAUCUUCUUGAUAUCAGGGCUGCACGCAUCCAGAAACUAGAAGCCCAAUUAAAGGAUAUUGCCUAUGGCACCAAGCAGUACAAAUUUAAACCAGAAAUCAUGCCAGAAGACUCCGUAGAUGAAUUUGAUGAAACCAUCCACUUAGAACGAGGGGAAAAUCUAUUUGAAAUCCAUAUCAACAAAGUAACCUUUUCUUCUGAAGUUUUACAGGCAUCUGGAGAUAAAGAGCCUGUCACUUUUUGUACCUAUGCUUUCUAUGAUUUUGAACUCCAGACAACUCCCAUAGUGCGAGGCCUUCACCCAGUAUAUAACUUCACUUCUCAAUAUCUUGUUCAUGUUAAUGACUUAUUUUUGCAAUAUAUCCAGAAGAAUACUAUCACUCUUGAGGUCCACCAAGCUUAUAGCACAGAUUAUGAAACAAUCGCAACAUGUCAAUUAAGAUUUCAUGAAAUUCUGGAAAAAAGCGGUCGAAUAUUUUGUACAGCAAAUUUGUUAAGUCAGCAAGUACCCAAAACUGCUCAACUCAGUUCUACAGAUUCCACAGACGGCAACUUAAAUGAACUUCACAUUACAAUACGAUGUUGCAGCCACCUGCAGUCCCGUGCAGGCCACCUGCAGCCACACCCCUAUGUCGUGUACAAGUUUUUUGAUUUUGCGGACCAUGAUACAGCCAUCAUUCCCAGCAGCAACGAUCCACAGUUUGAUGAUCAUGUGUGUUUCCCAGUGCCAAUGAAUAUGGAUUUGGAUCGAUACCUUAAGUCAGAGUCUCUGAGUUUUUAUGUUUUUGAUGAUAGUGAUACCCAAGAGAAUAUUUACAUAGGAAAAGUCAAUGUGCCUCUGAUUUCAUUGGCACAUGACAGGUGUAUCUCAGGAACUAAAGGAGACAUCCCAAAUUUUGGCACAGUGGAAUUCUGGUUCCGAUUAAGAGUUCCCAUGGAUCAAGCAAUUCGACUUUAUCGAGAACGGGCAAAGGCUUUGGGAUAUAUAACAUCAAAUUUUAAGGGGCCGGAGCAAAUGCAAUCGGCACCAAGACCUAAACCAAGACAACGUUUAACACCUGUAGAUAAGAAGGUGUCUUUUGUGGAUAUCAUGCCACAUCAGAGUGAUGAGACUUCUACUUCUUCUGAAGAUAUGAAGGAAAUUUCACCAGAAAUGGAGGAUACACCUGAAGUAGAAAUUAAUAUGCCUACUGUUACACAUAUUCCCGAGAUUUCACAAGAAAGCAGUAUAGAGAAGGUAAAAGAGAACACUGAGAAAAUGCAGCAAGAAAAAGAUGAUGAGGUGUCUUUACUAUCUGAAGGUCAGCUGGUAGUACGAAGCUUGUCAUCUUCUGAAAAUGAAACAGAAAUAACAGAGGAAUUGGAACCAGAAGAUGAAGAGGACAGAUCAGCUUCUGACAGCGAUGAUUGUGUUAUUCCAGGUCCUAUCUCCAAGAAUAUCAAACAGCCAUCAGAAAAAAUUCGGAUUGAGAUCAUAGCUCUAAGCCUUAAUGAUUCUCCAAUAACCAUGGAUGACACUAUCCAACGGCUCUUCGUUGAGUGCCGAUUCUAUAGCCUCCCUGCUGAGGAGACACCCGUGUCACUUCCCAAACCCAAGAGUGGGCAGUGGGUCUACUAUAACUAUAGCAAUGUGAUCUACGUGGAUAAAGAAAACAACCAAGCAAAGAGAGAUAUCUUAAAAGCUAUACUACAAAAACAAGAGAUGCCUAACAGAAGUGUUCGCUUCACCGUGGUCAGUGACCCUCCAGAGGAUGAGCAGGAUCUGGAGUGCGAGGACAUCGGUGUUGCUCAUGUUGACCUCGCUGACAUGUUUCAGGAAGGGAGAGACAUCAUUGAGCAAAAUAUCGAUGUUUUUGAUGCACGAGCAGAUGGUGAAGGUAUUGGCAAGCUCAGGGUAACAGUCGAAGCUCUCCAUGCCCUACGGUCUGUCUACGAGCAAUACAGAGAUGACUUGGAGGCUUGA